AGCACGUUGGCGCUUUUUAAAAACUCAUUCUAACACUUUCCAGGAUUUUUCCACACAUUGUUCCGCCACCUCUGCUCAUGGAUUUAGCUUUUAAAAGCCGCCUCACACAGACCUGCAGCUGCUGCCUGAUGCUUUACAAACUGACUCUUGCAUUAAUAUUUUAGGAUUAUUAUUAUAGCUGAUCUAUUUUUAUUUUUUUCCUCCCUCUCUCUCUUUUUUUUAUUGGGGCAAUGACAAGGAGACUGUAUGAGUGGAGUGAAACUGUACACCUGCUAGGCGUUGGCUCGACUACUAACACAAACAAUUAAGCGUGCGGUCCUGGUUCUCCAGAACGAGCAGGGCUAUGGCGGCGGCCAGCGUCGCUCCUUCACCACAGAGGACGAAGCCUGGAAAACGUUCCUGGAGAAUCCGCUGACGGCCGCCACCAAAGCCAUGAUGAGCAUAAACGGAGACGAGGACAGCGCCGCGGCUCUGGGCCUGCUCUACGACUACUAUAAGGUGCCCAGGGACAAGAGAACAAUAACGCAGCCCAAGACCGACGCUAUGGUCUCUGAUGUGGAUCCCAACAAAAGGCACCAAAUCCAGACCGGACACCCCUUAGUCCCCCUCCAGGAAGGCGGGAUGGAGAACCGGAUCCAGGUCCUCAAGGCGCCCUUCAACAUUCUUCAGCUGGCCCAGGACAAGAGGGGCCACUUUGCCUCGCCAGACACGACUGUCACAGUUUCCAUUGCCGCUGUGCCAAACUACCCGCCAGUCAAGACCGAGGUGCCGACCCACGGCUUCUCGGUGACCGUGCCGAACAACUGCGCCGAAACCAACAGCCACGUGGGCGUCUUCGACCGCCAGCAGCUCUCCCACAGCGCAGUCCAGUUCAGCCCCAGCACCCAGUCCCGCACGCCCCCCGACUCCACCUUCACCGAGACUUUCAAGGAUGGUUCCCAGGAGGUGUUUUCCUUCCCGGGAGAUCUCCAGUUACGUAUGACCUCCAUGACGCCCGAGGACUACACUCAGUUUGACACCAUGCCGGGGAAUAACUUUGAGUACACUCUCGAGGCGUCCAAGUCGCUGCGUCAGAAGACUGGCGACGGGACGAUGACGUACCUCAACAAGGGCCAGUUCUACCCGAUCACCCUCAGGGAGGUCGACAACAAAGGCAUGCAGCAGCCCAUCACUAAAGUCAGGAGCGUGGUGAUGGUGGUGUUCGGGGAGGAGAAGUGCCGAGACGACCAGCUGAAGCACUGGAAGUACUGGCACUCCAGACAGCACACGGCCAAGCAGAGGUGUCUCGACAUCGCUGACUACAAGGAGAGCUUCAACACCAUCGGCAACAUCGAGGAGAUUUCCUACAACGCCAUUUCCUUCACCUGGGACACCAACGAGGAAGCCAAGAUCUUCAUCUCCGUCAACUGCCUGAGCACCGACUUCUCCUCUCAGAAGGGGGUCAAGGGUCUUCCCCUGAACCUGCAGAUCGACACGUACAGCUACAACAACCGCAGCAACAAGCCCAUCCACCGCGCCUACUGCCAGAUCAAAGUCUUCUGCGACAAGGGGGCGGAGAGGAAGAUCCGAGAUGAGGAGAGGAAGCAGUCCCGCCGGAAAGGCAAAGUGGCCGAGCUCAGCGCUAACCUCUCCUUUGUGGACGUGAAGGUGCCGAUUCUCCAGAAGCGCAACGACGUGACCAUCUUCAAGAUGAUGACCGACCUGGAGACCCAGCCCGUCCUCUUCAUCCCCGACAUUCACUUCUCGGCCUUCCAGCGCCACCCUUUCUCGGCAGAAGAGGGAGAAGAAAGCUCGGGCAUGAAGAGAUUACCCUUCAGCGACGACGAGUUCGGUUCACCUCCGAACAAGAUGCCGAGAGCCGAGGAACCAAAGAAAGUCCUGCUGUACGUGCGCAAGGAAACAGAGGAGGUGUUUGAUGCCCUCAUGCUGAAGAAUCCCACGCUGACAGGCCUGGUGGAAGCUAUUGCAGACAAGUACGAGCUGCCUCUGGAUAAGGUUGGAAAGGUGUACAAGAAGUGCAAGAAAGGUAUUCUAGUCCACAUGGACGACAACAUCAUCAAGCACUACUCCAACGAAGACACCUUCCAGAUCAGCAUGGAGGAGCUGGGCGGCAUGUACAAACUCACCCUCACUGAAAUCUGAUUCAGGAAGCAGAGGUGUCCUGGAACAUCCCGAUCGCAGGACAAACGGAGCCGUCAGGUUUACACUUCUGGCUGUGCAGUGAUUAUGGACUCGAUCUGAAAAUCAAAUCACGUCGUCUGUGUGCUGUAUUAAGUGUCAGUUUAAAAGCCAUAGCUCUUAGUAGGCACCGAUGUCGGUUAGAGAUGUAAGUUAUACAUUUUUGAUUCAUUUUUAAAGCUUUUAUUGUGCAUAAAGAAUUACCAACUGUUUGAUUGUUAUGACACUUUUGUAUUUGGUGAGAAUACGAGCUGCACCUCGGGUGUCGGCGCCUACUUUUGUAAAAAAAAAAAAAAAAACCUUUGUGCAGGUUUGCAGAGCAGUUGUAGUGCUGCUAUACCUCAUGCUAUGCAAGCAGCACGGCUUAUGCAUUCAUAUGUUUGAAUUUUAUCAAGAGAAGCAGAUCUUAUUUCCCUUCCCGAAGCCAUAGCACUGAUGAUUGCAAUCUGCAAAGUUCGGUAUUUAGCGCAGAAAAAGAAAAAGAUGACGGCAAAUUGUUACCGGAGCCCCAGAGGUUCAGCGUAUUAAGACUAAACAACACGACAGUAUUUAGUGUGUGAAACCUUCUUCGAUCAUCACGUGAGUAGGGUAGAAUACUGCAGAUGUUUGUGUUUUCCUAGCAUAGAAUCCAUUUUUUGUGAAUGACGUGGCUUAAAAGACUCAGAUCAACUCAAACGACGGCCUCUUUGUGAGUAUUACAGAAAUCUAUCCAUGACAUUGAUAAAACACAGCUACCCUUCCCCUGUAGGUUAGUUUUCUGAAUGUUGGUGAAACAGGUCAAUGAAUAUCUAGAACAGUCUGUUCAGGCUGUGCUGGAAGUGCAAUAUGAUGUUUAGGUUCGGACGCGUUCAGAAAACUACUUCCCUCUGUUGCCAUAACGACAGUAUAGAAUGCGUGUUAAUUGAUUUUUUUUUUUUAAUGGAAAUAUCCUUGUACAUAUUAACUGGAAAAAAAGGAUCUUUUGUAUCUCAGUACUUAUUGUGUAUAUAUUUAUUAAGAGAACGGAUGUGGGCCACUCUUUUUUUUUUUUGUUUAUUUUUUAACCAUAUAUAACCAAAUUUCUAUUAAUCCUAUUAAUAUAAUGCUGUUUUCCUUUUUAUAUGAAGUUACUCCAACAUUACAUGUCAAGGGACAGAAAGUUCACGUGUUUUUAAUAAUUUGUUGUUUUUGUAAAGGAUUUGACGCACAAAGUGCCCAAUAAAAGCUCUCCGGUAGCUACUGCU
Messenger RNA from Stegastes partitus (bicolor damselfish), 3401 nucleotides. RefSeq names its product grainyhead-like transcription factor 1 (gene grhl1). The transcript has 17 exons. Gene Ontology annotation, cellular component: nucleus. Bases 433 to 2142 code for a protein of 569 amino acids. Gene Ontology annotation, biological process: regulation of transcription by RNA polymerase II. The record is from RefSeq and is a predicted model, not a curated record. Lineage: Eukaryota; Metazoa; Chordata; Actinopteri; Pomacentridae. Gene Ontology annotation, molecular function: DNA-binding transcription activator activity, RNA polymerase II-specific; RNA polymerase II cis-regulatory region sequence-specific DNA binding.